Molecule: messenger RNA, 546 nt
Organism: Nicotiana attenuata
Lineage: Eukaryota; Viridiplantae; Streptophyta; Magnoliopsida; Solanales; Solanaceae
Product: tropomyosin-2-like
Exons: 2
Coding region: 1-546 (181 amino acids)
Source: RefSeq, a predicted model, not a curated record
AUGGGAAGAAUUUCCCUCUUAGAAAAGAAGGCUCGCGAGUCUGAUCAGACUUUUCUUGAGGCUGAGAGGAUAGCUAGAGAAGCCCAGCUUGAGGCAACCAAUUGGAAAGAGCAGUUUAAAAAUGCUCAGAAAAAGAUAAAAGAAUUGCAAGAGAAUAACCGUGACCUGGAACAGCAAAAGCAAAUUCUGACUUCUGAAUUAGCGGGGGCCAAGGCUUCUUCUAGUAAAGCUGAGAAGGAUAAAGAGCGCCUUGAAUGUUCUUUUUCAGAAAAAUUAUCAAAGUCAAGCGAAGAGAUUAGAGAACUUAAGGUAUUGUUGAACAAGAAAGAGGAGUACGCGGGAGAGCUAGUUCAAAACUUGUCUCAGGCUCAGGCUGACUUGCAAAUUUCCUCUGAUAAGGUGAGCUGGGCCUUUCUAAACUCCCGCCGUGAUGCCUUAACUGAAGCCAGUCAAGAAAACUUUGAUUUAGAAUCGGAAUUGGCCAAGGUUUUGAGAACCAUUGAAAUGACUCAACAACCACUUGACUUUCCUUUCUCCAGCAGAUGA